AUGGUUCACUCGCUUCAGCAAUUUUCUGCUAUCGAGGAAGGUUUUGCUCAAAGUCUCGCAGAUACAUCUAUGUUUACUCUUUACUCUAGAGCAAACCACCUAAUUUUGCUGUUAUAUGUUUACGAUAUCAUAAUUACCGGUGACCAAGAGUCUCAUAUAGAUGCCUUUAUCAAAAGACUUAACAUUGAGUUCGCUAUGACCGAUCUAGGGGAACUCCACUACUUUUUAGGCAUUGAAGCAUCAAGCAUACCGGCUGGUCUUCUGCUUUGUCAGAAAAAAUAUGCUCUUGAUCUUCUCAACCAUACCAGAUUGACUGAUUGUAAACCAUUUGCAACUCCAGUAGCUUCGGGAACCAAACACUUUAUUCAUCAGGGUGAACCACUCUCCGAUCCUCAUGAGUAUCGUCAAGUGGUUGGGGCUCUUCAAUACCUGUCAAUGACACGACCGAAUAACUGCUAUGUAGUUCAUCAAGUCUGUCAACACAUGCAUGCCCCAACUACAGAACACCUCAAAGUAGUGAAACACAUACUCCACUACAUCAAGCAUACAAUUGGUGCUGGAAUUUCAAUCGUCAAAGGUCCACUCUCAUAUAUUUUUGCAUACUCUGAUGCAGAUUGGGCAGGCUGCCCAAACUCUAGACAAUCAACUACAGGUUUCUGUGCAUACCUUGAAAGUACUUUAAUAUCAUGGGGCUCAAAGAAAUAG
This is a messenger RNA of Telopea speciosissima, 705 nucleotides long. RefSeq lists its product as uncharacterized. The transcript has a single exon. Bases 1 to 705 code for a protein of 234 amino acids. NCBI's taxonomy places the organism in Eukaryota, Viridiplantae, Streptophyta, Magnoliopsida, Proteales, Proteaceae. The record is from RefSeq and is a predicted model, not a curated record.